Molecule: messenger RNA, 1122 nt
Organism: Lactuca virosa
Lineage: Eukaryota; Viridiplantae; Streptophyta; Magnoliopsida; Asterales; Asteraceae
Source: the annotation of a GenBank genome assembly
AUUGCAAUUUUCGAUCUUUUUACUACUUUGCGCCGGUGACUGUGAUCACUGAUCAGACGCCAACGGAUUUCGCUUUUGAGGUUUUUGCUGUCUGUGUGUUUGCGGAAGACGAUCGGAAAUGGUCGCGAUUGAGCCUUUGCCUUCCACCGAUAUCGAAUCAAAACCCUCAAAUUCAACCACCACCGGAGUAGAUUCGAACAGUAGCAACAGAUUAAAUGUUGAUGGAGUAGUUUCGAGCAGUGGAGAUAAAGCAACAGCCGCCGGAUACGCAUCCGACGGGUACGAAACCGCAAGCGAGACUGAAGUUGGCGAUGAUGAUACGGUUUCUGACAAUUCUGAUAAAUCGUACGCCGUUGAACAUGAACAUCAACAACAGAAAUCGGAAGAAAUGUCUACGGUGUCGAAGGAUCCGACCUAUGAAGAUGCACUCAAUGAUGAUGAAUUCAAGCAGAAACUUUUGGCACAAAUGAAUGAAGCAAAAGUUGAAGGAAACAAGUUAUUUGGAGAACGAUUAUAUGAAGAGGCAUUAUUAAAGUAUGAUUAUGCAAUCCAACUUGCACCUGAGAUGUCUUCUUCUUCAGAAAUUAGGUCAAUAUGUCAUAAUAAUCGUGCUACAUGUUUCUUUAAACUGGGAAAGUAUGAGGAUACAAUUAAAGAAUGCAGCAAAGCAUUGGAAAUAAAUCCUACUUACAUGAAAUCUUUGCUUAGAAGAGGAGAGGUUCAUGAAAAGCUUGAAAAUUAUGAGGAGGCUAUUGCUGAUAUGAAGAAAAUCUUGGAGUUGGAUCCUUCGAACUACCAAUGUAAGAGAACCAUUAUCCGUUUAGAGCCACUAGCAAUACAAAAACGUGAAAAGAUGAAGGAAGAGAUGUUGGGGAAGUUGAAAGAUAUGGGUGACUCGAUAUUGGGAAAAUUUGGGAUGAGUGUAGACAAUUUUAAAGCUGUGAAAGAUCCAAAUACUGGAUCAUAUUCUAUCUCUUUUCAGAGAUAGAAAAAUAAGAAGAAGAUAUAUGCAUGUUUUCCACAUGUUUAUAAGAGGACUUAUACCAGAAGAUAUGAUAUUUCUACAUGUUUUGUGGUGUUGAAAAUUGAAAUCAUCAUGUUUUCUUGUUACUUUUAUCUUGC